ACUUCUUUAACAUUUCAGACUCAAGUUAAGGGUCAAAACAGAAUUAGACCACUUUUCCAUAUUCCGAAACGUUUAGAAUUUUAGGGUGAAGUUUCAAGAAGAGGAGAAGCGGGUUUCCAAGCAUUCAUUCAAGGGUUAGAAAUUUCGCCAAGAACAAGUGUUCUUUCAAGAUGUCGAACCGCAACAAGAAAUUGAAAUAUUGUCGUCCCGACUGGUAUGGAGAAUACCGUAAUUCUGACUGUAAUCCAAAUGUAUGGAAUGCAAAGGUCACAAUUCGUCAAGAAUUAAGUAUCAAUAACCCUAUUGCUCAUUCACCUUGUAAUUUACCCACAUUAUACCUCAAAUUUCACUUUGAUACAUUGUUUACUGGACAACAAGAGCGAGUUCAGAGCAGAUCACUCAAUAUCAAACUUUUCCAUUCAGCUACAUACAUGUCACGCGAAAAGUUCUACCGUGUCAUAGAAGAUAAUAUCUACGAAAAAUGGGGUGAAAUGUUUGAUAAGGACGAUCGUCAAGAUUUCAUUGAUAAUAUAUUUGAAGAAAUCCAUGAAAUUAUUGGGGAAAAGUUUAACAAGGGUCGCCAACGCUUGGUUGUGAGUAUUCGUACGAAUUUAUUCGUGUCAGACAUAAUGAAGUUGGUAUGGAAGAUGAAGACUGAUGAAAAUCUCAUGAAUGAUGAUUGUAUUAUUUGUUUCCAAGAGUUUGAAAAGGGGGGGCAGGAGGUGUUGUGUAUGCCGUGCUCACAUGUGUUUCAUGCAGAUUGCAUUGCAAUGUGGUUACAGAACGGGCAUUGUUGCCCUGUUUGUCGUUAUGAUUUUCGAGAGUGACAUAAGUAUAGAAUUUGACGUUCAUAAAUUUGGUAUUUCUUAUCUAUAUAUUUGAAGACUUAUUUUUUUUUAA
This is a messenger RNA of Solanum lycopersicum (tomato), 900 nucleotides long. Lineage: Eukaryota; Viridiplantae; Streptophyta; Magnoliopsida; Solanales; Solanaceae. The record is from RefSeq and is a predicted model, not a curated record.